UUUCUUUAGCUGUUCUAAACAGUACCGAGAAAAACAGCACGCCGAUGACGGGUGCCCCGCUUGCAGAUGGCUACGACUAGCGGAUGCGCCUUGUAUUCAGCUGUCGUGCGGCCACAUUUUUCACUAUCGUUGUUGCUUGGACGUGUUGAAGAAGGGCUGGAGAGGACCAGAAGUGUCGUUCGACUUUUGUACAUGUCCGACAUGUCACAAGACGUUCGAACAUCCGCUUCUCGAGCAAGCGUUGCAGCCGAUUUGGGACUUGAAGGCGGAGCUGUUGUCGCGUUCCAUUAAAUGGCUGCUGGCCAAGGGAGAGCGCUUGCCAGUAGGGUUGGAGUCAUGCAGCGAUUGGCCUUUGCAAAGAGUCGUGUAUUUCCGGUGCUUUAAGUGCAAGAUGUUUUACUUUGGUGGAUUCCGAGACUCCGUUCCGCGCAGUUCGGUUCGUUUCGAUAUACGGGAAAUGCUUUGCGGUGGUUGCUCGACUCAUACGGCCUGCAACGACUUGAUCGACGUUGCAGCUAUUCCGUGCUCAAAGCACGGAGUGCAGUAUCUUCGGUACAGAUGCCACGAGUGUAGUUCUAUUGCUGUGUUCUUUUCGUUCGACGGCGUGCAUCUCUGUGUUGACUGUUACGCUAAGCGCGUGGCCACCGUCUCAAGGCCGUCUGAACGGAUUCAGCCGUUUCCUUGUGGAUCGUCACUCAUUUAUUGCCCUCUUGAAGUAUUAUAUGGCACAGCUGAAACCGAGUUCAACCUGGGCUGUUCGAUGUGCAGAUUUGGACUAACGUGA
Molecule: messenger RNA, 784 nt
Organism: Soboliphyme baturini
Lineage: Eukaryota; Metazoa; Nematoda; Enoplea; Dioctophymatida; Soboliphymatidae
Source: the annotation of a GenBank genome assembly